Messenger RNA from Beauveria bassiana ARSEF 2860, 1734 nucleotides. RefSeq names its product prenylcysteine oxidase. NCBI's taxonomy places the organism in Eukaryota, Fungi, Ascomycota, Sordariomycetes, Hypocreales, Cordycipitaceae. Bases 1 to 1734 code for a protein of 577 amino acids. The record is from RefSeq and is a predicted model, not a curated record. Gene Ontology annotation, biological process: prenylcysteine catabolic process; prenylated protein catabolic process. The transcript is spliced from 2 exons. Gene Ontology annotation, molecular function: prenylcysteine oxidase activity.
AUGGUCCCUGCAUUACCCUACUGGUUCGUUGUCGUCGCCGGCCUCGUCGGCGCGCUGGAUGCGACGCCGCCGGCCAAAACUCGCACCCGUGAAUCUGUGCGAAAUGUGGCCAUCAUAGGAGCCGGAGCGGCUGGCGCAUCUGCCGCUUACCAUCUCGGUCAAUACGCCCGCGACGAGCACCUCCCCAUCAACAUCACAAUCUUUGAAAAGAUGCCCCGCGUCGGCGGCCGCACGCUCACCGUGCAUCCCUACAACGACUCGACAUCAGGCGCGCUGCCCGUUGAGCUUGGCGCCUCCAUCUUCGUCACCGCCAACCGUAUAAUGCACGACGCCGCCUUACUCUUCAAUCUGACGCUCGUCGACCCCGUGCCCGAGCGCAGGGGCGACCGCACCAUUAUCUGGGACGGCGAGAGCAUUGUCUUUGAGACGACCAACGACGGCAGCUCCUGGUGGUGGGAAGCUGUGCGCAUGUGGUGGCGCUACGGCAUGAGCCCCUACCGCGCCGUCAGCCUCGUCAAGACGGUGGUCAACACCUUUCUCAAGCUCUACGACCCGCCGUUUUUCCCCUUUCGCUCCCUCACCCAGCGCGCCUACGAGCUCGGCCUCGAGCGCGUCACCGGCGUCACCGGCGCGCAGUUCCUCGCCGACAACAAGAUCAAUGACGACUUUUGCCGCCACAUCCUGCAGCCGGCAACGCGCGUCAACUACGCCUCCAACCUGGCGCACAUUCACGGACUGGAAACCAUGGUCUCGUUUGCGACGGAUGGCGCCGUGGCCGUCCGCGGAGGCAACUGGCAAAUCUUUGACAAGAUGCUUGCGGCCAGCGGCGCCACAUUCUACCGCAACACCACGGUCGAAGCCAUCAACUUUAAGCCCGAGGGCCCCAACAGCGUCGCGCGCGCUCUGAAAAAGUAUGCCAUCUCGGUCGCCGGCGGCAGUCAGACCGUUCGCACAGCCUUUGACGACAUCAUUAUUGCCACGCCCUGGCAGUACAGCAACAUCUCUGCGGGCCGCGGUAUCAUCACGCACAAAAUCGACGAGAUCCCCUAUAAGGAGCUACACGUGUCGCUGUUCACGUCACCGUACAGGCUGCGCACCGACAUGUUUGGGCUGCCGCGCGGGGACACGCCCCCGAGCAACGUCUACACGACGCUCAAGGCGGGCGCCGUGGCGGAUCCGGACAAUGUUGUCGGCGACGUGGGCUUCUUUUCGCUGAGCACCCUGCGUACCGUGGUCAACCCGGCGACGCGGCAAACAGAGUACCUAUACAAGCUCUUUGCUCCCGAGGAGGUGGCGCCCGCGCUGCUUGACAGUUUUCUUGACAGCGACUGGAAAGACAAGCACGGCGAUGAGGAGAGAGUAGAGCAGGGGACGGGCGGCGGCGGCGGCGCGGAACCGAAAAAGGUGACGUGGUAUUAUCAGCAAAUGUUUCACCCGUACCCGGUGGAACAUCCCCGGGUAACAUUUCAGGACCCGGUCGUGGGCAACGGCGUCUACUACACGUCAGGCAUAGAGAGUUUCAUCUCGACCAUGGAGACGAGCGCGCUAAUGGGCAAAAAUGUGGCGAGGCUGCUGGCCGACGACGUGGCCGGCAACACGGGCAGCGGCGGGGCGUACGUAUCGCCGUACCACCGCGGGCCGACGCCGGUAGAUCAGCGGCAGCGGCAGCGGCAGGAUUUCUUUCAGAGCAUGGAGGAUGAUUUGGAUGACUUGAUGAUGAUGGAUGAGUUGUAG